Messenger RNA from Scophthalmus maximus (turbot), 2326 nucleotides. RefSeq names its product solute carrier family 49 member 3 (gene slc49a3). Lineage: Eukaryota; Metazoa; Chordata; Actinopteri; Pleuronectiformes; Scophthalmidae. The transcript is spliced from 10 exons. Gene Ontology annotation, molecular function: transmembrane transporter activity. Gene Ontology annotation, biological process: transmembrane transport. The record is from RefSeq and is a predicted model, not a curated record. The coding region runs from base 203 to 1696 and encodes 497 amino acids. Gene Ontology annotation, cellular component: membrane.
AGUCGUGCCGGGAACCACUGGGCGACGCGUCACGACCUCUUUCCUCCUCCGUCGUCUCCCGGUGUCCGGUCAUGGUUCUAAACCGCCCAGGGGGAAAACUAUGGAUGUACAGUUCGUGUGUUCUGUUUUGUUCCGAGUUCGUUUUCGUUCCCCAGUGGUGAGUUAAUCUAACGUGACCGUAGCCGAACCGUCGACCGCACUAAUGGAUCCUGGUGGUGAAGCCGCCGCUUCCUCCUCUUCCUCUUCCUCCUCCUCCUCCUCCGAGGCUCAGACGGUUUCCUCCGAGGUUCCGCGGGAACCGAACCCGGAACUGAAGAAACUGUUGCUCUUCAAAGUCUACAAGCGACGGUGGUUCGUGCUGCUGGUGCUGUGUCUGUUGAACUGCUCCAACGCGAUGAUCUGGCUGACCUUCGCACCAGUAGCCGACCAGUCUGCCCGUUACCUGAAGGUCAGUCUGGAGGCAAUCAACUGGUUGUCGCUGGUCUACAUGGUGGUCGCCAUCCCGCUCAGCUUCGCCACCACGUGGAUGCUGGACACGCUCGGGCUGCGGAUCACGCUGAUCCUGGGCUCGUGGCUGAACAUGUUCGGCGCCAUCCUGCGCUACCUGGCCGUGCAGCCCGGCGCAGGCGAGGCCAACAUGUACGCGAUAGUGAUGCUGGGUCAGACCCUCGGCGCCGUGGCCCAGCCGCUCAUCAUAUUCACCCCCACCAAGCUGGCGGCGCUCUGGUUCCCCGAGCACCAGCGGGCCACGGCCAACACCAUCGCCUCCAUGUCCAAUCCCCUCGGCAUCCUGCUCGCCAACAUCGUCUCCCCUACGAUGGCUCGGACGGCCGAUCAGAUCCCCGUCCUGUUGCUCGCCUACGCCAUCCCGGCGUGCCUCAUCUGUUUCCUGGCGACCGUGGGGAUACGGAGCAGCACUCCCCACACGCCGCCGUCGGCCAGCGCCGAGUCGUCGGGCUCCGAGCCGUUCGUGCAGGGCAUCAAACUGCUGCUGAAGAACAGAGCCUACCUCGUGCUGCUGCUCUGCUUCGGCUCGGGCAUCGCCGCGUUCACCUGCUUCUCCACGCUGCUGGAGCAGAUCCUGUGCGUGCAGGGAUACGCCAACGACUUCGCCGGUUUGUGCGGCGCCCUCUUCAUCGUCUUCGGCAUCGUCGGCGCCGGCGCCCUGGGACUGUACGUGGACAAGACCAAGAGGUUCAUCGAGGCCACGAAGGUCAACAUGAGCCUCACCGCUCUGGCCCUCAUCGCCUUCUCCGUGGUGUCUCUGAUGCGGCAGCAGAAAGUCGCCGUGGCGACCGUCUGCUCGCUCUUCGGCUUCUUCGGCUUCUCCAUCUACCCGGUUGCCAUGGAGCUGUCGGUGGAGUGUUCGUAUCCGGUCGGAGAGGCCACGUCUGCCGGGCUCAUCUUUGUGUCGGGACAGGUGCAGUCUGUUCUCUACAUCGUCCUCCUCCAGGCUCUGACCAAACGACUCGCCGCCUCGCCGCUGUCCACCUGCGGGGACGCCGUCCUCAGCUGGAAGGUGUCGUCCCUCGUCAUGUCCGGACUCUUCAGCUUCUUCACCUGCGGCUUCGUCCUCUUCUUCCACACGAGGUACCGACGCCUGGAGGCGGAGCAGGAAGCCACGUACGGCACCAAACCAAUCAAGAGCCCGGCGGCCGGUGACCUCACGCUGGGCGUGGACGCGGUCGAGCGGUAGUUUGUCUUGUGGCGGUUGAUUUUUAGAAAUCACAAUAAUUCUUUUUGUACAAUAACCGCUGCCGUACGUUGAGGUGCGACGACGACACACUGGGUACUAAAACAAAAUACUUUACACACAAAGUGCUUAUUUCCAGAUAUUCAAAUCUGUCAGUUAGACGUAACAUUCCUUUACUGAUGAGAGGAUUCAAAUGAUCUCAGUUCUUCCACGAGACGAGACUAUUAUAUUUUUUAUGAAAUUUUAUGAUGAGAGUAAACAGAGACGAACCAAAAACAUGAGAUAAAAACACGAGAAACGUCGUGGCCUCACUUCUUACAGUGUUUCUGAAACUAUAGGACGUUGUUGCUUAUUUGAACUAACUAACUAACUGACUAACUCUUAAUCUGUUGAUGUGGUUAAAGCUUUUUAGACACUAGACUCAGAUAUGGAACUCAAACACCACAGGGACCUUGUGGGAAAGUAGUAGUUCAAUGAGUUUGGGCUGCAACUGAGGAUUAUUUUCCUAAUCGAUUAAUCUGUCGAUUAUUUUCUCGAUUUUAAAAGUUGUUUGGUCCAAAAUGUCGAUCGUGUUCCCCAAAACCUCAAGACGAUGUUUUGUUUCGUCCACACACCAAAGAUAUUCAGUUUUAC